Messenger RNA from Gadus morhua (Atlantic cod), 1121 nucleotides. RefSeq names its product origin recognition complex, subunit 6 (gene orc6). Gene Ontology annotation, molecular function: DNA binding. Gene Ontology annotation, biological process: DNA replication initiation; DNA replication. The record is from RefSeq and is a predicted model, not a curated record. The transcript is spliced from 7 exons. The coding region runs from base 116 to 928 and encodes 270 amino acids. NCBI's taxonomy places the organism in Eukaryota, Metazoa, Chordata, Actinopteri, Gadiformes, Gadidae. Gene Ontology annotation, cellular component: nuclear origin of replication recognition complex.
UCAGCAUGCGAAUGUGUCUUUUUUAGCCAUUUUUUCCGCGAAAAAACCUUCUACCAAGAUGUAUGCAAGUCAGCUCCAACUUUAGCUUUGUCUGGAACGUUUGAAUAUAGUCUAAAUGGAGAUGGAAAUAUUUGCAAAGCUUGCUGGCAAAAUGGGUAUCGGUUCUGCGAAAUUAAUUCGAAAGGCAGAAGAAUACGGCCGUUUGUCUCAGGUGAAGUGCAUGGCUCUUAACAAAGUUACACCAACCAGUGAAGCAGUGAUAUGUCUAGAUUUGGCAGCGUCCUACAUGAAGAUGCCUCUCGACAAAGAAUAUGCCAUCAAACUCUCUGGGAUAACUAAGAAGCUGUACCUGAGUAACCUUAAGGCAAUGGAGUGUUUGAUGGGUCUGGAACGUCACCUAGGUCUUAGUGAGCUGGGUGUUCAAUAUGGCUGCAUGGAGGCAGUUGGAGUUGCUACACAAAUACUGGAAAGGUACAAAAAAAGCCUCCCAUCUGCUCAGCAACAGGACCUGGACCUGUCUAAACCUCUUUUCACCACCACAGCUCUCUACUCGGCCUGCAGAUGCCUAAAGAUACAAGUUGACCAAAAGCUGGCAGCGUCGUCUGGUGCCAAGAAGGCUGUCUUUGGUCGUCUUUCUGUACAAUUCCAGAGUUUUGGACAGGACAUCUGCAAGGAACCUACUACGAAAAUGGCACAGAAGAAAAUUGCGCCGAAGAAAAUGGCACAGAAAAAAGCACCAAAACGACUCGAACCAAUGGAAAACCUUGAAGUGGUCGAAGAGGAUUGUCUGCCAUCAUCCGUUAAGCAACAGAAGAAAGAAGAUAAGGCAGAAGAGGGAAAAACUGAGAUUGGACAGAACUAUGAAGAGUGGAAGAGGAAAAUUCUGGAAAAUGCUUUGAAAUCGAAUGCAGAGAAAUGUGAUUCGUAGAUGGCCUUGAAGAUAUCUUUCUUUUUUUUUACCUUUAGAAUUGUUUUAUUGAUUGGCCAUCGUUAGGUAUUGGGUUUGACAAUUAUAGGCAUUAUAGUUAACAACAUGGCUUUACCGUUGUUCAAUGUCAACUAUUUAUUGUGUCCUAAUCAAAUGUUUUUCCCCAAUGUUUGCAUUAAAGAAUUCAAUGACA